Messenger RNA from Malaya genurostris, 1973 nucleotides. It is a transcript of the gene Ufsp2, whose product is annotated as probable Ufm1-specific protease 2. The record is from RefSeq and is a predicted model, not a curated record. The transcript is spliced from 5 exons. Bases 119 to 1909 code for a protein of 596 amino acids. NCBI's taxonomy places the organism in Eukaryota, Metazoa, Arthropoda, Insecta, Diptera, Culicidae.
ACGCUGGUCAAAAGUUUAGUGCUAGUUUGUUGACACGUAGUUUGUUUUCGUGGUUCCGGGAAGAGUUUAGAUAUUUAUCACCAAAUUCUUAACCGACUAAGUCGGUACAUCCAACGAAAUGACCCCCAAGUUGAAAAUUUCAGAAUUCGUACUGCAGCGCAUUGCUAAGGUAAGUUCUCAGUGCAGUGGGGAGCUAUUUGGAAUUAUGUGCCGUGGAACACUAACCGUGCUGGGAUUUAUUUUGGAAGGAAAAGAAAAAUCAAGAAUACUGAACUACAGCAAAGUGCAAAACAACUUUCCGACGGAGAUCGAUCUGUGCGGUUUGAUCAAAUUUGGUCCAUGUACCGAUGCUGAGGCUCACUUGAGUGAGAUUUUGCAGGACAUAGACAUCACCGACAAUCCGGUGCUUGUGAAUUGUGAUGCCGACGGGGAGAUCAAAGCUUCGUUGUUCAAACAUGGUCAGCUUGAGACCAUCAGCUAUGAAGUUGUUAGCGAGGUGGAGUUGCUGCGAGACUACAUGUUCUUAAGACUGCAGUGUAGCUUGGAACUGUUUUGUGAACAAAAUGAAAAAUCAGUUUCGCUUAGUUUAUUUACGCUCAGAAAACGGCUUGCGUCCGGAAAUGUAGCAUUCAGGGUCGCUGGAACAAAUGUGUUACUAAACGGGGGAACCAGUGGAAGUCAGGUGGUAGGAUUGGACACGGAAGACACAAUGGAAUCUUUGGUUGGGUUGGUAUUAAAGACUGGAGAAGACACGAUUUCUACGAGAGGUGGUAAGAAAAAAUCUGCCAUGAAUGCAACUCCAACUGAGUACCAAAUUCUGAACAUAAAUAUGCUGGUUAAAACUUCAAAGGAUGCUCAAGACGAAAAACUGACCACAGAAGCCUGCAAUGUCACGAUUGAUAGCAAAAAUGGUUGUAAUAAAAUUAAAGUGCCACUUCAAGUCGACUUUCUUAGUAUGCUACAUCGGGAUACUAAAGUUAUUCUGUGUUAUGACAUUCUGGUUGAAAGUGUGUGUCGAUCGUUGCGCCUGCUGCAGAGUAGCUUCCUGGACCAGUUGACAUUCUACAAAAAGAUUCAUGUGUCCAAAUGCUAUCAUAUGCUUCCGGAUGGUUUGGGACAUUUCCUUACCUGCGUUUAUCCUGUUCAGGACUUAACUGAAGAACAUGAUGAAUUCUUUCUUGAAAAGCGAAAGUCUCUUCAUGAACAGUUCGGCUUAAGAACUAACAGACCCUUUUUCCGGAAGGCCAACAGUUUCAGAUUUCGUUCAGAUGAAAGUAAACUGCUGUUCAAUACACAUAUUGGAGUUAAAAGACAAACAAGCACUGGACGGCUAUCAGUGGUUCAGGGCCGGUACAGCUAUCAUCACUACAUGCAAGAUGGUUUCAACGACGAUGGAUGGGGUUGCGCGUAUCGUUCUUUGCAGACAUUAAUUUCGUGGUUUAUUUAUCAAGGUUACGCAGAUGUUCAGAUUCCGACGCAUAACGACAUUCAAAAAUGCUUGGUUAGAGUAGGUGAUAAGCCAGCCAGUUUUGUCGGAUCCCGUCAAUGGAUUGGUUCCACUGAAGUGUCUAUGUGUUUGAAUGAAUUUGUCAAAGUGGAUUCGAAAAUAAUGCAUGUCAGUUCCGGGGAGGAUAUGGCCGUCAAGGGCUCGGAACUAGCAUACCAUUUCGAAACGCAAGGUACCCCAAUUAUGAUUGGAGGAGGUGUUUUGGCACAUACCAUUCUAGGCGUGGAUUUUGAUCGGAAUGAAGGUACUUUGAAAUUUUUAAUACUAGACCCUCACUACACGGGAGCUGAUGAAAUUGGAACGGUGUUAGCGAAAGGAUGGUGUGGUUGGAAGGGUGUCGAUUUCUGGGACAAGAAAGCUUACUACAAUUUGUGUAUGCCACAGAGACCCCAUAUGUUUUAAGAGUAGCUACUCAGGGUUAUUAUUCUUAUAAUAAAAAGCAUUCCUAAACAUAAAUAAGAUGGUU